AUGAAGACAGCAGGGACAGGGAGACAUAAUUACAGAGGGAAAAAGAUUUGUGAAGAGGCAACUACUGUUGAUUGGAGAGGAAAGCCUUCCAAUCCCAAUAAGCAUGGUGGAAUGAGAGCUUCUGCCUUUGUUCUAGGGCUCCAAGGAUUUGAGAUCAUGGCAAUAGCAGCAGUUGGGAACAACCUGAUAACAUAUGUGAUAAAUGAGAUGCACUUUUCAUUGUCAAAAUCUGCAAACAUAGUGACAAAUUUUAUAGGAACUGUCUUCAUUCUAGCACUUCUUGGUGGCUACCUCUCUGAUUCUUAUCUUGGUUGCUUUUGGACCAUGCUCACUUUUGGCUUUGUCGAACUUUCUGGUUUCAUAUUACUAUCAGUUCAAGCCCAUCUUCCCCAACUAAAACCACCAAAAUGCAACAUGGUAACUGAUGGAGACAAUUGUGUAGAAGCCAAGGGGUUCAAAUCCUUGAUAUUUCUUAUAGCCCUUUAUUUGGUUGCAUUAGGGAGUGGCUGUGUUAAGCCCAACAUGAUAGCUCAUGGUGCUGAUCAAUUUAACCAGAUUGAUCCAAAUCAAUCCAAUAAGCUUUCCAAAUACUUCAAUGCUGCAUACUUUGCCUUCUCCAUUGGUGAACUUGUUGCCUUAACUCUCCUUGUUUGGGUCCAAACACAUUCCGGAAUGGACGUCGGGUUCGGAAUCUCGGCUGCUGCCAUGGCCUUGGGGUUAAUCAGCUUGAUUUGUGGAACAUUCCUUUAUAGGAACAAGCCUCCUCAAGGCAGCAUCUUGACUCCUAUUGCACAAGUGUUUGUGGCUGCAAUAUUAAAAAGAAAAAGUUUCUGUCCUUCUGAUCCUCGAAUGCUUCAUGGAAGUCAAUCCAAGGAUCCUAAUAGUGACAACGAUGGCAAUCUUCAACUAACUGAAAGAUUCAGGUUCUUGAAUAAGGCUUGUAUUGAACUUGAAGAUGGAAAUAAUAAAAGAGAAAGUCCAUGGAGGCUCUGCACUGUAAACCAAGUAGAGCAAGCAAAGAUACUGAUUUCAAUUAUUCCAAUAUUUGCAUGCACAAUUGUGUUCAAUACAAUCUUAGCACAAUUACAGACAUUCUCAGUUCAACAAGGAAGUUCUAUGAACACUCAGUUAACCAAAUCCUUCCACAUUCCUCCGGCUUCUCUUCAAUCCAUUCCUUACAUCAUUCUAAUAUUCAUACUCCCUCUUUACGACACAUUCUUCGUCCCUUUUGCUCGAAAAAUCACUGGACAUGACUCUGGUAUAACUCCUUUACAGCGAAUAGGAUUCGGCCUUUUUACUGCUACAUUUUCAAUGAUCUCAGCAGCCAUAAUGGAGAGUAAGAGAAAGAAUGCUGCUGUGAAUUCAUGCAAACAAUUGUCCGUGUUUUGGAUCACGCCGCAGUUUUUGAUCUUCGGGAUAUCAGAAAUGUUCACAGCAGUCGGCCUAAUCGAAUUCUUCUACAAACAGUCCUUGAAAGGAAUGCAAUCCUUUUUAACAGCAAUAACUUAUUGCUCAUACUCGUUUGGCUUUUACUUCAGCUCAGUACUUGUUUAUCUUGUAAACAAGGUCACUUCACAUUCCUCUGGUGGUGGAUGGCUCAGUGAAAACAAUCUCAACAAAGACAGAUUAGACCUCUUCUAUUGGUUGCUAGCAGCUCUAAGUUUCAUUAACUUCCUCAACUAUCUGUUCUGGUCAAAUUGGUACUUUCACAACCGAUCUCCAUCGGCCUCACCGCGACCUGAUUUUAACAGUCAGGAUUUGUACAAUCCCAAUCUCAGUACCCCAGAAAUUGUGGGAGAUGAAAAUGUACCUUAA
Fraxinus pennsylvanica is the source of this 1815-nucleotide messenger RNA. NCBI's taxonomy places the organism in Eukaryota, Viridiplantae, Streptophyta, Magnoliopsida, Lamiales, Oleaceae. The record is from the annotation of a GenBank genome assembly.